Molecule: messenger RNA, 2727 nt
Organism: Passer domesticus (house sparrow)
Lineage: Eukaryota; Metazoa; Chordata; Aves; Passeriformes; Passeridae
Product: 5-hydroxytryptamine receptor 3A-like
Exons: 11
Coding region: 1101-2351 (416 amino acids)
Biological process (GO): signal transduction; regulation of membrane potential; nervous system process
Cellular component (GO): plasma membrane; synapse; neuron projection
Molecular function (GO): acetylcholine-gated monoatomic cation-selective channel activity; transmembrane signaling receptor activity
Source: RefSeq, a predicted model, not a curated record
UGAUGGAGGUCCCCCCGGACCCCAUGUGCCACUGGGUCAGUGCACAUGUCACAGGCACCACUGCAGCAGAACACUGUAACACUACUGGAAAAACAGCACAGCCCUCAUUAACCCCCUCUUUGUCCUCCUCCUGCUGCAGCCACUUUCCCCAAAACCUGUGUUUCUCAUCUAAUCCCUAAGAAAAUUCUCCCGAAGCCCACCCCAAGCAGGUAUUUUAAUUGGUGGUGCAGUGCCCAGGGCUUGUAGGUUCACUGCCUUCCAGGCAGCAGAGAGAAAAACAACUUUAAAAGAAACUUCACUUUGUGUUUCACUGCUGUGGCACUAGCCUGACCACAGCUGCCUUUAACAUCCAUUAACUCCACAGGAAAAGACCCUCCAGGCAGCUUUUUAAUGCAAGGAACCCGAGAGGGCACUAUCCCAAAGGCACUUGUGGGGAGGACUUUGGCCCCAGUGGCCAGCCCCUCCUGGAGAUCUGGUUUCUGGUGCAGUAAAGCUUCCCGAGCACCCCAGCCUGCCCUGCUCCGGGAAGAGGAGCCCCACGCAAGGUGCAAUGAACCAGCACCAGUGGGCUUUCUGCUGGGGCCCGGCUGCAGCUGGUAAUGCAGGAAGGAGAGGAAAAUGCAGCUGAAAUUCCCGGAAAACCAGGGGAAAUGUGGCUGAAAUUCUCUCAAAACCAGGGAAAAUGUGGCUGAAAUUCUCUCAAAACCAGGGAAAAUGUGGCUGAAAUUCCCUCAAAACCAGGGGAAAUGUGGCUGAAAUUCUCUCAAAACCAGGGAAAAUGUGGCUGAAAUUCUCUCAAAACCAGGGGAAAUGUGGCUGAAAUUCUCUCAAAACCAGGGAAAAUGUGGCUGAAAUUCAAGAAAAACCCAGCUCUGCCCAGACAAAGGGACCAGACAGUCACAUCAUCCCAUCAACAGCAGCUCUUGGCCCAUGGAGAGAGCCCGGAGGAGGAGGAAGAGGAGGAAGAGGAGGAAGAGGAGGAGGAGGAGGAGGAGGAGGAGGAGGAGGAGGAGGAGGAGGAGACCCGGCGGCCCUGAAACGGGGAGGAAGAGCAUGGAACCGGGGCUAACAGAGGCAAAACGCAGGGCUCACCCCAGGAGAUGAUGCAGGCAGUUUUUGUAGCCAUCCUCACCUUUACUCUUGGGACAGCAGGGGCUGCUCCAAAGUACCUCUGCACCUACUAUGACAUUGUUGACUACCUGAACAUCUCCUCUCACGACAAGCUGCACACAUACAUUCUGCCCAAGAUAAACCUGAAGCCUGUGGAAGUGAAGGUGGAUUUCUUUCUGGUGGCAAUUCUCUCUGUGGUGGAAAAGCUCCAGACAGUCAGUUUUUACUUCGUCCUGAACCUGGAAUGGCAGAACCCUUUUGCAACCUGGGACCCACGGGAUUUCUGUAACAUCUCUGAAAUUGUUCUGCCCAUGGAUACUUAUUGGUCGCCCCCCAUCUUCAUCCUAGAGCGAGUGAACGGGCAGAACCCAGAGCUGAAUUACAUGGUCCUGAUGCACAACGGCAGCUUCAACUCCACCCGGCCCUACCAGGUCACCCUGACGUGCAGCUUGGUCAUCUUCAAGUUCCCCUUUGACACCCAGAUGUGCAACCUGAGCAUAGCUUCAUUCCUCUACCCAGCAGUAACAGACUUUGUCAUGAAGACGAGACGGACACCAGCUGAGAUCAUGAAAGACAGCAAGAGCUUAAUCCUAACUGAUGGAGAAUGGCAGUUCACCAACCUGAGCAUCAUUGAAUUCACGGAAAUGAUGGAUCACAAAGGAUUUUCUGUGGUCACCUAUGUGAUUUCCAUGGAGAGACGACCCACUCUCUACAUUCUGAACUUGAUCCUCCCAACGUGUGCCCUGUACUUGCUGGACAUGGCUGUGUUGUUUGGUCCCAGCUCUCUUGAGGAGAAAAUCAACUUCCAGAUUGCCAUCAUCCUCGGCAGCUCCAUGCUGGCUGUGAUUCUCAACAACAGCCUCCCGACCUCCUCCAACAAACCACCCAUAAUAGUGGUGUUUUUCCUGGGCACCUUCCUGCUCAUGAUCAUGGCUGUGUUAGACACCCUCUUCCUGCUCUACCAGCAGCGCAAAUCCCGGCGCCCGGGCAAGGUCCUCAGGAGCUUCCAGCAAGACCCACAGGAGCUGCCCAAGAGACCCCCAGGCAAGCUGGCCAAGGAGGGGCCCCAGCUGCUGCACCCUCCCAGGAAAGCCCCAGGACAAGGGCAGCCUGCCAAGCACCUCUGGCAGCUGCGGGAGCUGGAGCCAUUUCUUCCAGUUCUGGAGAAGGUGCUUCUCUUCAGCCACCUCUUCCUGUCCCUGUUCUUUUUUACUGUGAUUUCUGUGAAAUGGAGCAGCUGAAGAUCAGCUCUGCCCAGUGCCAGCUCAGUUGUUCUCUACUGUGUUGCUUCUCACCCCCUGCUGUAAUUUGCUCCUGGUCAAUUCAUAGAGCUGCAGUUCAUUUGCCUGAAUAAAAUAAAAUUAAAUUAAAAUCCAAAGCCACAGGACCCAAGAUCUGCAUGUGUAGCACUUUGCACUCUGGUUCAGUGGAACUACAGAUUUCUUGAAGUAUUCUGUGGGCCACUAAGGUAUUUGAAUAAAAUAGUUGUAAAAUCUGGGAAUAAUUCUGACCUGCAACAUGACCAAGAAGAAAGGGAGCUGACUGCCUUCUCUUAGAGGAGUUUCCAUCUUGAGGGAAGGUGUUUAAGAAUUCCACCUCAGAUUAUUAAAUAAAACA